This is a messenger RNA of Yarrowia lipolytica CLIB122, 1041 nucleotides long. RefSeq lists its product as uncharacterized. Gene Ontology annotation, molecular function: cyclin-dependent protein serine/threonine kinase activator activity. The record is from RefSeq and is a predicted model, not a curated record. Gene Ontology annotation, biological process: positive regulation of cyclin-dependent protein serine/threonine kinase activity; regulation of transcription by RNA polymerase II; nucleotide-excision repair. Lineage: Eukaryota; Fungi; Ascomycota; Dipodascomycetes; Dipodascales. Gene Ontology annotation, cellular component: transcription factor TFIIH holo complex.
AUGAGUGAAGAUGGGGAUAUAUGCCCGAUCUGCAAAUCCUCGCGGUACCUCAACCCGGAUAUGAAAUUUCUAGUCAAUCCUCAAUGUUACCACAAAAUGUGCGAAUCGUGUGUGGAUCGACUUUUUGCCUACGGCCCAGUGACAUGCCCUCACAAUGGCUGCGAAAAGAUUUUGCGAAAGAACAAGUUCAAGACCCAGAUCUUCGAGGAUGUGGCUGUCGAGAAGGAGGUCGAUGUACGCCAACGGGUCAUGUCGGUCAUGAACAAACGAGAAGACGAGUUCGACACGCUGAACGACUACAACGCAUAUCUGGAAAAGAUUGAAGACAGCAUCUUCACGCUGUUGAAUGGAACCGCUGACGAAAAGGACGCAUUGACCAAGGAGAUAGAAGCAUACGAAAAGGAACAUAAGGCCGAGAUCAUUGCCAACAACAAGCUCCGAGACGAGGAGGACAAGUAUGAGCAGCAGAAGGAGGACUGGAUGAAGGAACAGAGAAAGGCAAACUACCUCAUGGCUGUGGAGGAACAAAGGGCAGCUCAGGAGGAUAAGGAGGCUGCCAAGCGAGAACUGGUUCAUCAGCUCGCCACUUCCAACAAGGAUGCCUCUUCCAUCGAGCAGAAUGUCCAGAAGACAGCUCUCAAACGAUCCUCAGCUCGAACAGUCAACUUCCAACCCAUGCCUACAUCUCGGUACUUUGAGAAGGUCAAGAAGGAAAGCUCGAAGCCCGAGACGCCCUUCACACCCUUCAACGGUGACAGGCAGAUUCCCGCGCUGUUUGAGGUACAGGACCAUUACGACGACAAGGUCAUCGAGCCUCUGGCCCAUGACAUUCAGCAUCAGGCCGGAGGUUUCACUCUCAAGGCAGCAUACGCAAGAAUUCUCCAACAGGCCUUUUUUGGUCUAGGUGUGGAUGUUCAGACCGAGCUGUUGGCUGAAGAGAAUGGCAACAGCAACGGCACAGCAGUACCUGUCAAGACAGAAGAAGACCCGGUCAAGCUGGAAGAGCCAUCGAUACAGGUCAAGGUGGAAUCCACGGUAUAA